AUGCUUCCGAAAGUUAUAUCCAAAUUGUUCUGCAGUGGAAAGGUGAACAGUUAUUGUCGUUACGCAUAUGCUAUAUUCGAUUCGGAUAAUACUGGCGCAAUGAAUUUUUCCGAGUACGUCAAAGCGAUGCACGCACAUGACUCAGACGAUAUCGACGAAAGUCUUAGUUUGACAUUUAAUGUGUUCGAUUAUGAUAAAUCAGGAAAAAUUGAUCAAAAAGAAAUUAUUCAUAUGCUCACAGCAACAGGUGACCUUCUUGGUCGGCCGAUAGAAACGGCAAAUGCCAAAGCGCUCGCGAAGAAAAUCCUGGAUACUUGUGAUAAACAACGCAAAGGGAGCAUUACACGAGAUGAAUUCAUCAACGGCUGCAAGUAUAUCAAGGAGUACUAUCAGCUAUUGAUACCGAACUUCGAAAAUGUAUCCACAGCGCACGAUCCAAAUUAUGAAGGAGAUCUAGAAUACGGUAAAAAGUGUGGACAUGGCACUUACACAUGGCCUGACGGUCGUCGAUACGAAGGAGAGUGGAAAGAUGAUAAACAAAAUGGAGAAGGUGUUUGUACCUGGCCCGAUGGUAAUGAAUAUGAUGGGGACUGGAAAGAUGAUAAACGACAUGGAGAAGGUGUUCAUACCUGGCCCGAUGGUCGCGAGUACGAUGGAGACUGGGUAGACGAUGUUAGAAGCGGAGAAGGCACCGAAACUUUGCCCAAUGGUGAUAGAUUCGAAGGCGAAUGGAAAAACGAUAAGAAGAACGGUAAAGGUUUUUAUACAUGGUCGGAUGGUCGCCGAUAUGAAGGACAAUGGUACGAUGAUAAACAAGGUAGCGAUGGUGUUUAUACAUGGCCUGAUAAACGACAAUACGAAGGUGAGAUGAAAGAUGAUGAAAAAGAUGGAAACGGUAUCGAAAUUUUACCCGAUGGUACUCGCUAUGAAGGUUCGUGGAGAAACAACAAGAAGAACGGAAAUGGUGUCCUUACUAUGACUGAUGGCUACAAAUACGAAGGACAUUGGGAAAAUAAUACUAAGCAUGGCGAAGGUACUGAGACAAAGGAGAAUGGUGAUCGAUACGAAGGAGAAUGGAAAGAAAAUCGAAGAAAUGGAAAAGGUGUCGAAAAUCUAGCCAAUGGAGAUCGUUUCGAUGGAAAAUGGCAAAACGGUGAAAAACAUGGGCAAGGUGUUCAAACAUUUGCUAACGGUGCUAAAUUCGAAGGACAAUGGAAGAACGGCGAACGACAAGCGGAAGGCCGUUUAACUUUAGUCAACGGUACCUACUAUCAAGGACAUAUUGGCAAUGAUCAUAUUAAACAAGCAAGAAAUAAUCAAACUCCAGGCAUGCAAUGCAACCAAACUCGAUACACCUAUACAUAUACUUAUCAAUGA
Messenger RNA from Adineta ricciae, 1377 nucleotides. The record is from the annotation of a GenBank genome assembly. NCBI's taxonomy places the organism in Eukaryota, Metazoa, Rotifera, Eurotatoria, Adinetida, Adinetidae.